GCCCACUCCCUUCUUCUCAUCAUGCUUACCUAAACGAACAAUUCACUGAUUUUCAUUUGUAAAUUCAUUUUUGUGAUCUACACGGUGAUUAGCGGUCUGGGAUAACGGUCCCCCUAUUGUGGAUCCCCUAUUGUGGUCAUAUCUCUGCACGCGUCGAAGUUCCCCUUUUUGCUGCGACCCUUGGGUUGUGCCUCUCCCCCCCCUGCGUGCGCCGUAAGACUCUUCAGUAGCCACAGCGACGCACUUUGGUGUGGACCUCAAAAUAAGGGAAAUAAAAAAAAAAAAGUUAUCCUCUCGUUAAACAUGGGUCCAUGAAGUACAAAUCGUGUGAAGCGAAGUUUCAAACAUUUUUUUUAAUACACAAAAGGGGACGAAAAAUGUGACAUCCAAUCCAAUGUCGUUCCACCGGCUCAUGUUACAUAAACGCGACGUUGCAAUUAGUUCGCUUCACUUGUUCCAUUCAUAAAAAUAAAAAUGGAUGGUGCAGAGGAUGAAGGGGCAACGGAGGAAAGCAUACCCGUCGUGGUUUUGGACCCGGGGUCUUGGAAAGUUUUUUCCAAUUCGAGGGAGGUGAAAUUCGGACUCGAGGCAGUCGAAGAGUACACCCGAGUUAAAUACGAAACAGCCAAAAUGGAAGGCGAGGAAGGAGACGAACUUCUAAAUGUGAAGAUGACGUUUUCUGACCCUCGGCAUCCCUUGAGCGCGAACGACUUCACAGAUUUGUUCGAAGUGUACAACUACCUGGUGAAGAGACUAAACAUAACAACAGACGAUUACAACUUACUCGUAGCCAUUCCCGAAAAAGUGGAAAAGUUGUUCAUAACUAACAUGCUCAAUUGGGCAUUCAAGACUCAUCAAUUCGCAUCGAUAUCUUUUAUUUACAACUCUCUAGCGGCGUCCUACUACUACGGAUUGAAAACAGCCCUCGUUGUAGACUUAGGCGAAAGCGCAAGCAGAGUAUCCCCAGUAGCGGAAAAUCACGGGGUUUUUCUGGACAGCGCGAAGAACUGCGAAAUAGGAGGCCACCUAAUAACUAAAUACAUUUCCAAUUUUGUCAAAGCAAAGGAUAGCCACGUUGACUACACCCUUGUGCAAAAUUAUAAAGAGUUAAACAGUUACAUAAGCCUAGACAUUGACCGGAGCAUAAAAAUGAACAGCGAUUGUAAUGGCUUGUUGAAGCCUCAUAGAAUUCCAUACAGUAAUAUUUACAUAGACCCCAAGGCUGAAAUGUUAAGCCAUGAAAUUUAUUUUCAGCCUGAGUUUUUAGCGCACUUACCGGGAUAUUACUACAAGCAAAACGUAGUGCCAUUAAGUCAGCUAAUUUUCGAGUGUGUAUGUUCCUGUCCAAUGGAUUUACGAAAACAAUUGCUGAACAACAUUGUACUUGUUGGCGGUGUAUCAGAUUGUGUCAACAUGCACGAACGGUUACAUAAAGAGUUAGUCAAUAUAUUGCGGAUUAAAAAUUACAGCGAAAAUACAAAAGUGCACAUAAAAAAUGAAUGCAUGUCUAACAUAGCCGCUUACCUUGGCUGCAGAAAGUACGGGAAAGCCAUUUACCACAAUAAAAAUAAAUGGGUUACACGGGAGGAUUACUUCGCGACGGCUAACGCGAAGGUGGUACAUAGGCUUUUGAUGUGGGCUAACGUUUUGU
Molecule: messenger RNA, 1651 nt
Organism: Plasmodium cynomolgi strain B
Lineage: Eukaryota; Apicomplexa; Aconoidasida; Haemosporida; Plasmodiidae
Product: actin-like protein
Exons: 7
Cellular component (GO): Swr1 complex
Molecular function (GO): nucleosome binding
Source: RefSeq, a predicted model, not a curated record